AUGAACGACGACGGCAUUCGUGUUCCAGAUGUGCCGCUGGCUCGUUGUGAAGACGAUAUUGACAGCAAUCGGAACAGUCAACCUGACGAAUCGAGUGCAGCGUGCAGUGUGAGUGACGAGUCGGCUCUGGAUGGAGAUCUCUCUGGCUCACUCGAGGAUCUUGUCGGGAAUCUCGAUCAGAAAAUCGUCAGAUGUCUCAAAGAUUUGGGUGAGAAAACCGAGGAUAUCGCGCCGGUGCAGGUCCGCUCACAGGAUGAAGUGAUGGCCGAAAGCCAAAUCUGGUGGACGCUGACCGGCAACUUUGGCACGAUGAUGCCGCUCGACUUUCAGAAUUCGCAGAUUCGGCGAAAUAUGGUCUCCGGGUUGGGAUUGAGGGGAAAAAGUGGAUCGCCGGGCGAAGACAAUGGAGUUGAUCUCUCUGACGAGGAUGAGUUGAGACAUCAAAUGGACAUGCACACAUUGGCUGCACAUGGACUCCCCUUUGCCGGUGACUCUCCUCCGCAAACAGCCGAUCAAGUGAUUGAGGAGAUCGAUGAAAUGCUGCAGUCCUGUGACCUAUCCGGUUCGAUGAUGACGGAUCGGACGAUGGAGAGCGUCGACUCAAUGUACUCCUCAUUGCGAAGUCCUUUCCCGUCAGCGCUCACACAGAAUGAACUCGAGAUUCGACAACGACAUGCACAACUCGCAAAUCCUGAUGACCUCGAGGCGCUGAGCUAUUCGAAAUUGAUCACUCUGCACGCCGAAAUGGAACAAUUGAUACAGCUCUACAACGAGAGCUUGGUCGAAGAGUUGGCACACCGAGAUGAGCUCGAAUAUGAGAAGGAGAUGAAGAAUUCGUUUAUUUCUUUAUUACUGUCAAUUCAAAACAAGAGAAGGCAAUUCUUGAAUGAACGGAAAAGAAAAGGAGGGAAAAUCGAUCCAGCAACACUGCCACAGUACAUGACAGCCUCAAUCCCGUUCAACGAGGGAAUCCCGCCCGAUAACGCCACGCUGGCCUCGUUGAUUAAAAUUUUGAAAGCAAUCAACGAGGACAGUCCCGCCGUGCCAUCAAUGCUUACUGAAUAUAUCCUGACAGUUGUCUGCCCGUCACCAAAAAUGGCGUCAUCGAUCGUUUGC
Mesorhabditis belari is the source of this 1116-nucleotide messenger RNA. NCBI's taxonomy places the organism in Eukaryota, Metazoa, Nematoda, Chromadorea, Rhabditida, Rhabditidae. The record is from the annotation of a GenBank genome assembly.